AUGCAAAUCUCGGGAACAGCCUCAGGGCGUUUCUACCGGGCUUUCUACAGAUGGACUCUCCUUACAUCACCGCCGCACUCCCGACGGACCACGACGCAAGCUGUCGAGGACGAUGCCUUCUCGAUCCGUGCUCACCCCUCGGCCAGUACCCAUUCCGAUUCGAGAAUCCGCAGGAGACUCAACAAGGACCUUAAAAGGGCAAGCAUAGACCAGGCAUCGAGCGUGAAUAACAGUAAAAGAGCUCGUGGAAAAGGAGCAGCUCCACUCCAAGGUUCACGUGCGGGUGCGCCCAAACCGAGGGUUAGGAUCGUCAAACAUGAGACUCGCACGGAGAAAUACGCUGAGGUGAACGGGGUUCCAAUUAGGAAAAUAAAUAUUCGUUGGACGGACUUCGAGGAUGGCGACAAUACUGAAGAAGUUGGCCCUGCUGAGCUCUCUAACCACACCGAGGUCGACUCAGAGCUCGACGGGCCAUCUAAGCUUCUGAAUCGCAUACCUUUCGCCACUGAAUCGGAGAGGCCAUUCUCAACAUUGGGACUUGGAACGAAGGUUAUUCGAGAGCGAUCUGAGACCGUUGUUCGAGUAGACUGUGUGAUGGAUGGGCAGCAAGUAGAGCAAUUGCGGAGCAAGUAUGGAGAUCUCUCUUCGUGGUUCUGGAAUGAACACGUGGUGCAGGCACAGGUACAGGAUGGGAGAGGACAAAGACCUGACGAAGACGGCAUUAAGGAUCUUGAGGGUCGAUGGCUUGUCUCCAUUUCUAGUGACGUCCCGGGCAAUGUCGUACGGGCACUCCUGAUUCUGGACAAGCACAGACUUGGGAGACCUCACGAUAGGAUGGUCGCGGGGUCUUCGCAGGUAAAAGCUGGAGACUACAUCGUACAACAUCGCGAUGGCGAUCAUGUUGAUGUAAAAUUUGCUCUAAGCAAUACUGCGCUGAUGGCCGCCCAAAAGGAGUACGGGCCUGAUCUACAAUUGCUGCUGGAGCUUUUCAAUGGUGAGGUCGGUCUCAUGGCCUCAUCGAAGCAUCCAAUGAAGGCGCGAAACCGACUUGUCCAUUCGGUCUUCAUAUCUGGAACGCACGCCGAUGCUGAAAUCCUGAUAGACCAUCUCUCUGAGUUUACCUGGUGUGAUUCUACGCCUGUCGGAGAGGAGUCCACCUCGAGUACUAAGGAGUCGGUCACGCCCCCUGCAGAAAACUUGAACGUUGAGGCUGUCGCGGAAGAUGAAAAUGAUCCACUCGCCGGUUUCAGGCAUCUCUCGCGGAUUGAAGCGCCUGCACGCAGAUUACCUCUGUACACGCACGUUCUUCGCAAACGAAAGAGGGACUUUGCUGAGGUGGAGGUUGUCCUGCCAGAUGACAAGUUCGAUCAAUUCAUGGCCCGCAAUAGUCUUGCGUCGGUGCAUUCCAGAUAUGACGUCCUUGUCAAGGUCGGGAAGCCUGAACUUCUACUGUCUAACAAUCACCCUGCUCCAAAAAGAAGAGGCCGCUCAUUCCGGCUGCAAGGGCACCCGCAAGGCGUUCGCGAUGCAUGCUUUUGGCUCAAGGAUGUUUUUCGGGAAAUAGAGCGGUCCGACACCGCGGAACAGGGCAAGAACGCGGAUUCGGGGGCUCCUCAGGCUGCGAAACCUUCUCUAGCAAGAUCUGAUGGCGAGAGACAACCUGGGACUGAGCAGGAUAAGACCGCAACUGACACAUUUGGCUCUUCGCGAGAUACUUUUACAAGUACGCCCCGCGCCAUUAAUCAGGUCCAGGUCCGCGAUAGCGGUGCUGGCCACGAUUCUGCCGGUAAGGGAGACAGCGCUCCCGGUGCAAGCAAGCAAGAUCGGCGUUUCAUGGUCCAUAUUGGACCUGGUAACGCGAAGAGACAGCGGAAAAUUUACAUGGUGCUUCGAAGAUUUGUAAAAGGCUUACCGAACACCAAGAGGAUCCCCGGUCUUACAGUAUCUCUUGGCAAGAUCUUCAUUGAAGGACCUCGAGAAACGGUCAUGAAAGCUAGACUGUUGCUCGAGGAUCGACUUGCACAGGAAGUCCGGAACAUGCAAAUUUCUCUCGUCCCAGCAGAAUUAGAGAGCUCAGAGCCUCUCCCAGAGGAAGCGUACCAGCGCGUGAAAGUUCAGGUAACCGCUGAAAAUACUGGCACAAGCCAACAGCAUAUUCAUGAACUGCAUAGCUUCGUGGAUACUUUGUCUCAAACUGUCCGCUUGCCGAUGCAUCAUUACGCUCAACAUGGACAGUUGUACCUGGUUAGUACACCUGAAGGUCUGCAAAGGCUUCGAAAAUCGCUCGUACGUCGAGUUCGGCAGCAGGACCCAAAAUUGCGAGUCGAGCUGCAGCCCGUGGAUAUGAACGCAACAAUGCCGGAAGUGCCAGCUGCGAAAGAAGUUGGGGAUGAAAGCGUGCCAGGUCAAGAUGCUGGAAAUAAUGAGACGCGGGUCGCACCUCCGCAAGCUCAGACGGCACCAACAAUAACACGAGACGCACUCGAACAACAACAGCAGUGGGAAGACGAGGCUGAAACGGUAAAGAGUAAAGCGGCAGAUUCCUCAGCCCUCUACAAGCGGAAGUAUUCCAUUGGAGAGAUCAGCCUCGCGCACAAGUCGAUUCUACGCACAGUAAAAUUCGAAGAAUUGCGCGCUAUAGCGAUGGAGACGAGUUGUUCAUCCUGCUCGAGAUCUGCAAUAGGAGGCGACAUCUUCUUCGAGGUCAUGGGCAAUUACUCGUCACUGGUAAGAUUCGAUGACAUGCUGAAAGCUCGAUUGCGAAUCGUAUGUCAGAGCAGCGGUAUUCCGAGUCCCGAGGUCAAGUUUGAAGAGUCCAAAGCCUUUACCGAACAGACCUCCGGGAACAAGACGGCCUCGCAAAUGGCAGAGUACCUUCAAGAAGCUGCCAGAGUGAGCGACGAAGUACGUACUGCCCUUCGAACAUUGACGCAUCCUGUCGUUGUCAUCACUUCUCAAUUGAACGAGGCAGAGGAUCGCAAGCAUAAUCAGGGACGAGGCGCGCGUGCUGUAACGGUCUCGUCCUUCAACACAGUCGCACUCAAGCCGCAAGCUAUCGUCUCUUUCAAUCUCAAAGUUCCAAGCCGGACGUGGGACGCAAUCUCUGCGUCGAACGAGUUGCGCAUUCAUCUCAUGGCAGCCUCACCAGCUGGCGCGGCCGCGGCGAACAUCUUUACGCAGGCCCAUGACGAACCGGAAGACGGCUUUUCACAGCUGGAGCGACUGGGCGUCGACAUCACCUACUCUCAUGGAUCAUUUCCCCCAUCAAUUUCGCGACCGGAUACUGUUAUUGCACACAUCCGAGCGCACCUAAUGCCCGAGAAGUGCGUCCAUGUUGGCGACCAUGUCAUCGUGGUGGCCAGAGUAAGUAACUGUUACCUGGACGAGCGGUCGAGUGAGGACAGCGAGGCAGUUUACGGGUUGGCUUAUGGCAAGAAGGCGUAUCGGGGCGGCGCUGACGAGAUCCGAUUGCCCGAACCGCCAUCCGCAGAGGCCAAUUCGCAUUCAUCAACAGGUGGCCAGGUUAGAGACGAACCUUCCCAACCCGAAGCCUCCCAUGAUCGUUCGUAUGCCGAGCCUCAGUAUGAUUUUGUUUUCGACCUGCUGCGAGCAACGAGAGAUGCCAGUGAGAGGGUCCCGUCCCGCCAGAAACUCGACGUACAUAGCUUGCUCUCAGGCAUUACUGCUGAUGGACUAGGAGGGGAAGGCUACAGCUUUGGAUACCAACAUGGAUGGCCUCAGAUGGGUUCUCAGCCAAGAGGGGACCGAACUGCUCAGCCUCCUAAUACGCUCCGCUCAGGAAAGCAAGCUCGGAGUCCUGGAGUGGCAGACUCAAAUGCAGCUGAGUCUAUGCCACAAGUUGCAGACACACCGCUGUGGGGAGCGAAAGACGUUGCGCGCGAAGACUCGGAAAGACUCGCAGAAAACGAAGCCCCUCGACCUGCUCCCGCUAAGACCUCAAGAUCGCUGUACCGCGCGAUAAGCGGAAAGGGUCGCGGAGACUCGUCCUCGACAUUCGCGCGUGGCCGCCCGCCAGGCUUCUCGGCCAAACGCUUCUUCUCUUCCAGCUCGCAAAAGCCGAAGGUCGAAACUCGCACGCACGAGAUUGAUGCUCGGAUCAGGGAUCAAGUCGAGCCCUCGGCUAUGAAGAUGAACGUUGCGGAUUACUUGUGUAUACCUGAAGACAGGACCACGUGGAAAGUCAACCGCGCUCGUGCGUUGCGUAGGUUGAAACGGGAGGCCCGACAGGCAGAACGGCGGCUACGGAAGGAGGAGGGAAUGUGCGAUGCUGACCGAGCGGAACUGAGAGACAUGAUCGAACGUAGCGAUCGCAUUAUUUCCAAGAAACUCGCGAAGACCGCUGCUGAUGAUGUGAGAACAAUGCUUGAUAAAGGACGGGUGUACUUUGAACGAGCGCAGUUCAUGGAGAGUGCGAUUGAGAAGGGGCUGGCAGUGGUGCUGGAGGAAGCCAAGCUUGUCAGACAACAGCUUGAGCAGGGUAAGAUUGACAUGGUGGAGUUCGGGGAGGUCAAGGAAGAGCUGGAAUCUUUCAAUGCUGUUUUGACGACGGAGGCGAACCGGCUGAGGCAAUAUGCGGAGGAGUAUGUGGAUGGGCCUCCAGAGAAUACGCAUGGAGACAAUGAAGGCGGAGAGAAGUUUGAUGGAUUUCAGGGGAAUCGUUGA
Lecanosticta acicola is the source of this 4683-nucleotide messenger RNA. The record is from the annotation of a GenBank genome assembly. NCBI's taxonomy places the organism in Eukaryota, Fungi, Ascomycota, Dothideomycetes, Mycosphaerellales, Mycosphaerellaceae.